UCUCGCGCUCCUGUCCCCUCCCCCCCCGCUCGCUCCCUGUCAGUGCGGUGGCUGCGCCGGGAAACAUGGCGUCGGAGGGGAUGAUUUUAACGAACCACGACCACCAAAUCCGCGUCGGGGUCCUCACAGACAUUUUGCAACAUGUGAAAAGAAUGCAACCAUGAAAGUGUCAUAUCCAGCCCCAGUGUUUAAUGAAGUGUUCAGAUUAAAGUGAGUGACAGUUGCUUCAGGAACCUUGCCGAGGAUCGUAGUGGGAUAAACCUUAAAGAUCUGGUCCAAGACCCUUCUUUGUGAGUAUCUGGCUCUUAUUGCUAAGCAAAGAAAAACUUCUUCAUGAUAUCAUUGUUGGGUGGGACUAUAUCUGCAUACAAGAUAGUGCCAGACGAAAUAGAAGAAAUCAAGGAGACGCUGAUAGAUUGGUGUGAUGAAAAGGAACUUAAUUUGAUUUUAACAACUGGAGGAACAGGGUUUGCACCACGAGAUGUCACUCCAGAGGCCACUAAAGAAGUAAUAGAGCGAGAAGCCCCAGGGAUGGCCCUGGCAAUGCUGAUGGGAUCACUUAAUGUUACUCCUCUGGGCAUGCUCUCUAGACCUGUUUGUGGAAUCAGAGGGAAAACUCUUAUAAUUAAUCUGCCAGGUAGCAAGAAGGGGUCACAGGAAUGCUUUCAGUUUAUACUGCCAGCCCUACCUCACGCCAUUGAUCUUUUGCGGGAUGCCAUUGUAAAAGUAAAGGAGGUACAUGAUGAGCUUGAAGAUCUACCUUCACCACCACCUCCUCUUUCUCCUCCUCCAACCACCAGCCCUCACAAGCAGACAGAAGACAAAGGAGUACAGUGUGAAGAAGAGGAGGAAGAGAAGAAGGAUAGUGGAGUUGCCUCAACAGAGGACAGUUCUUCUUCACAUAUAACAGCAGCAGCCAUUGCAGCAAAGAAGCAUCCAUCCUACACCAGUUCAGCUGUUAUCAUGGCAAAAGGUGAACAGCCCAUCCCCGGUCUCAUCAGUUAUUGCCAUCACGCAGCAGGCAGUGCAGGAGAACUGAUUCCAGAUUCCAUCAUCUCUCGUGGUGUUCAGGUGCUCCCACGUGAUACAGCCUCCCUCAGUACUACUCCUUCAGAAUCUCCUCGUGCCCAGGCCACCUCUCGUCUCUCCACUGCAUCCUGUCCAACACCAAAACAAAUUAGACGGCCGGAUGAAAGCAAAGGAGUUGCUAGUAGAGUUGGAUCCCUCAAAGUCCAGUCUAGGUGCAGCAGCAAGGAGAAUAUCCUCAGAGCAAGUCACAGUGCUGUUGACAUUACCAAGGUAGCAAGAAGACACCGCAUGUCUCCAUUCCCAUUGACAUCUAUGGACAAGGCCUUCAUUACAGUUCUGGAGAUGACCCCAGUGCUUGGAACAGAAAUCAUCAAUUACAGAGAUGGAAUGGGCCGAGUCCUUGCUCAAGAUGUAUAUGCAAAAGAUAAUCUACCACCAUUUCCAGCAUCAGUAAAGGAUGGCUACGCCGUCAGAGCUGCUGAUGGCCCAGGAGAUCGAUUCAUCAUAGGGGAAUCCCAGGCUGGUGAGCAGCCAACUCAGACUGUGAUGCCUGGUCAGGUAAUGCGUGUUACAACCGGUGCUCCAAUUCCAUGUGGUGCUGAUGCAGUGGUGCAAGUGGAAGAUACAGAGCUCAUCAGGGAAUCAGAUGAUGGCACUGAAGAACUAGAGGUUCGAAUCCUGGUGCAGGCUCGACCAGGCCAAGAUAUCAGACCUAUAGGACAUGACAUUAAAAGAGGUGAAUGUGUGCUGGCUAAAGGAACCCACAUGGGUCCGUCUGAGAUUGGUCUCUUAGCAACUGUUGGAGUAACCGAAGUAGAAGUUAACAAGUUUCCAGUGGUUGCAGUCAUGUCAACAGGGAAUGAGCUACUGAAUCCUGAAGAUGACCUUUUGCCAGGGAAGAUUCGGGACAGUAACCGUUCAACUCUCCUAGCUACAAUCCAGGAACACGGGUAUCCAACAAUCAACUUGGGAAUUGUGGGAGAUAAGAAGCCAGAUGUUUUUAAAGAAGAAGGGACACAGAGCUUCCAGAACACUGCGGAGACAGGCCUACCAGAUUGCCCAGAUGAUUUACUGAAUGCACUGAAUGAGGGUAUCAGCCGUGCUGAUGUGAUCAUUACAUCAGGAGGUGUAUCUAUGGGGGAAAAGGACUAUCUUAAACAGGUGCUGGAUAUUGAUCUUCAUGCACAGAUUCACUUUGGCAGAGUUUUUAUGAAACCAGGCCUGCCAACAACUUUUGCAACCCUGGAUAUUGAUGGCGUAAGAAAAAUAAUCUUUGCGCUCCCAGGCAACCCUGUGUCAGCUGUUGUCACCUGCAAUCUGUUUGUUGUUCCCGCACUGAGGAAAAUGCAGGGAAUCCUGGAUCCUCGGCCCACCAUCAUCAAAGCCAGGUUAUCAUGUGACGUAAAAUUGGACCCCCGCCCAGAAUAUCAUCGGUGCAUACUGACUUGGCAUCACCAAGAACCACUACCUUGGGCACAGAGUACAGGGAAUCAGAUGAGCAGUCGUCUGAUGAGCAUGCGCAGUGCCAAUGGACUGUUGAUGCUACCUCCAAAGACAGAGCAGUAUGUGGAGCUUCACAAGGGGGAGGUGGUGGAUGUCAUGGUCAUUGGAAGGCUAUGAUGUCACCAGCAAGAGCGAAGCUUUGAUGCAUGUCCACAUAUCAUUGACUGUAUCCUGUAAUAUGCAACGGCACAGCUAGUUUUUCUGAUUUGGAUAACAGUUGAUCAGUAUAGUCAACAUCUUGAAUUAUAUUUCAAAUGGAAUUUAAAUAAAUACCUUUUAAAAAAAAACUUUAAAACAAAUCUUAACAAAGAAAUUUAUUCUGAUUAUAUCAAAGCAACUUUUUCCUUUCCUUGCAAUUGCUUUGUGUGUUCAAUGCUAGUUCUAAUAGCAGUAGCUUUUAGUAGACAGCAGUAGGUGCCUGCAGAACUUGUGUUUUUUCUCAUCUUUAAGAUACAACUACUUAUGCUCUUAAAACAAGGCUGUCUGCUUAUUUAUACUAGCGUAGACAACACUUGGAUUUCCCUUAUUAGUAUGCUUCAUAACCGCUUCACAGAGAGCUUCUGCUUGUUCUUUAUCUUGUAUCUCGUGUUGAUGUGCACAGUGCCAACAGCAGAGUGGCUGCACUGGGAACCCAAUGAAGCCCCGAGGUUUUCUCACCUCGCUGCGCAUUCAGGGAUCUCUCUUGUCCCAGCAGCCACCCAGCUCAGUACUCUUGGGCAGUAACUGGAUACCUUUUAUUUCAACAAACAAAAAAAUUGCUUCCUUAAGUGCUGACAGCCUUUUUAACCAAUACAUUUAAAAAUGUACAGAACUAAAAACUAAAAAAAAUCAAAGACUGAUCUUGUACAGAUAUUAGUGUUACCAGCAUUCGUGUGGAAAUUAAAUGAGCAAAGAAAUAAAACUAAUGUUAAACAACUCUGUACCAUAACAUUUUCUGUAAUGAUAUUGAAACUUAAAUGAAUAAAAAAAAUCCUCAAUCAUUAUUUAAAAUUUCAA
Messenger RNA from Falco peregrinus (peregrine falcon), 3528 nucleotides. It is a transcript of the gene GPHN, whose product is annotated as gephyrin. The transcript has 26 exons. The record is from RefSeq and is a predicted model, not a curated record. Lineage: Eukaryota; Metazoa; Chordata; Aves; Falconiformes; Falconidae. Gene Ontology annotation, biological process: gamma-aminobutyric acid receptor clustering; molybdenum incorporation into molybdenum-molybdopterin complex; establishment of synaptic specificity at neuromuscular junction. Gene Ontology annotation, cellular component: dendrite; cytosol; postsynaptic specialization. Gene Ontology annotation, molecular function: molybdopterin molybdotransferase activity. The coding region runs from base 334 to 2649 and encodes 771 amino acids.